Messenger RNA from Rattus rattus (black rat), 2391 nucleotides. RefSeq names its product zinc finger protein 185 with LIM domain (gene Znf185). NCBI's taxonomy places the organism in Eukaryota, Metazoa, Chordata, Mammalia, Rodentia, Muridae. The record is from RefSeq and is a predicted model, not a curated record.
GUCCAGCGCUGCCCACCCGAGGGAGCCCGCGCGCCACGACCGCACCUCUCUCUGCCCCUCACACAAGCCGGCACCUGUACCAGGAGCCCACUGAAUCCACUAAUUGCAGAACUGAAAGAUAAACAUCAUGAGUAUUUCUUCAUUAGGAGAUAUUGGAAAAGGGAGGCCUUUACCAUCAGGAGAAGAGGAGCACAAUAUCCUAAAACAGAUGAAAGUACUAACUACACUGAAGGGGUGACCAGAGCUGAUCACCAAGCAUGACACUGAGGACCAUACCAAAGAGCCGUUGUCAAGUCAAAACCGAGCUACAUCCUUCUCAUCUGUGAGAGAUGAGUCAAAUGUCAGGUCUCCAAACACAAGGGCUCCAGCUGGUUAUAUCAUCCGGGGAGUGUUCACCCGAACAAUAGAUAGUUCUUCUCACUCCCAGCAUCACCCUUCUAAGACCAAUGGCGCUGCAAGAAGUGCUUCUGGGCAGCUGGGAACAGCUAAUUCUGGUCGUCCUCUUCAGUCGCCUGGCUAUAAGAUGACUACAGAAGAUUAUAAGAAGCUAGCCCCGUACAACAUCAGGUGCAGCUCCAUAUCAGGGACUGAGGAAGAGGAGGUGCCAUUCACCCCAGAUGAGCAGAAACGGAGGUCCCAAGCUGCAAUUGGUGUUCUCAGGAAGACAGCACCACGGGAGCACUCUUAUGUCCUUUCAGCAGCUAAGAAGACCACUAGCAGUCCUACCCAGGAACUGCAGAAGCCAUUUAUUGCAAAAAGGGUUGAUGUGGUAGAUGAGGACGUGCUUCCUGAAAAGAGACAAGAACCACGUGCUCUGACAAGACAUGCUCCUGGCUUAAGCUUGACAACUGAGAAGAUUGUCCAUCUGCAGAUCUCAACCCCCAGAGCAGGACUCCACCUGGUGGCCCCAGACCUGGAAGCCCUGAGCACUCCAGAUGCUCGUGAGAAGAAAAAUACAGCCCCCAAGAUCAUCAACGCCUUACAGGAGAUACAUGGUGACUCAAAUGUGGCUUCUCAACAACUUGCAGAUCUCAGCAUUCCAAAGCCACAGAGUAGCCCCAGCGAACCCCAGCAGCAAAUCAAAGUAGAGGACUAUACCAACAAUCAGAAAAGCCCUUCAAGCAGCAUUGCCACUGUUACCGUCUCCAACACCUCCGAACAAUCUCAAUUGACUGUUCCUGGUGCCUCAAGUGAGGUGGACUCCAGCUCAACUAUCAAAGGGAUUCUCUUCGUGAAGGAAUACAUGAAUGCUAGUGAAGUGUCUUCUGGGAAGCCAGUGUUUUCACACUGUGACAGUACCAGCUGCAUUGAAGAUUCAUUGGAUCUGGCAAAGAAAGCCCCCCGUGAUGGCACUCCACCUUCUGACAGACCAACUGAAGGGGUCUGUACUUACUGUAGCUGUGAGAUCCAAGACUGUCCGAAGAUUACCCUUGAACAUCUUGGCAUCUGCUGCCAUGAGUAUUGUUUUAAGUGUGAGAUUUGCAAUAAACCAAUGGGAGAUCUCCUAGAUCAGAUCUUCAUUCACCGUGACACCAUCCACUGUGGGAAAUGCUAUGAGAAGCUCUUCUAGGCUGAACAGAAGCUGAUGAUCCCCAGCUGUCUUUGGCUGUCCAGUUGACCCAAAUUGUUGGCUCCUCCUCCCUUACAUCCUCCAUGGUUCCACUGUACUUCUACCCACCUUGUACUGAACUAGCAUACAUUCAAGAUUGUAUAGCAAUGAUGUUAUAAUUACUUUUGUGUAGCCUUUUAUACCUUAGGAAUAUCUCAGUUCAGGCUUGAAAUCCUUGCUUCCAAUAUAAAUGAAUCCACUUUGACUUCCCUAAGAUAUGUUGGCUUUCUAAUGAGUGCAGAUGUCCCAGUAUGUUAGACAUGGGUACAAGUCUAGGUAUCAGCUUAUGCAGACUUUCUGAAACUUCUGAUGGGCCAAGCCAAAGAAACUGUUGACGAUCCCUGGUAGGGAAAUUACAGGCAUUGAAUGCUAAGGGUUGGCAAUAGGCUAAUGUUUAGCUUGUCUAUUCAUUCUGUGUGAGUGUGUGGAUGUGUGUAUUUUUAAAUUUCUCACAAUUUUUGAAAUAGUUAAUUGUCUUUGAUUGAAUUGUGUAGCAGAUUUAAAUUACCUCCUCCCAUUCUCCUUUGAGUUUUUCCAGUCAGUUAUGUCAGCACAUGUUGGAAAGUUUACCCAGCUUUAAAUUUGAUAAGAUACACUAUUAGAAGGCUUCUAACCAAAGGGAUAUCUGUGUCCGUUUGAAUUUUCAUAGUUGGUUAAAAUCUUUAGCUUCAGUAUUUCUGGACUUUUAUUCUCUGAGCUGCUUUUAAGGUGUAUAGAUCUUAAAAGGGUAAAGAAGAAAACAGAUAAGGUUUCUUGAGACUUCGCCACACACCCGGCACUAC